Messenger RNA from Ornithodoros turicata, 2513 nucleotides. Its product is annotated as endothelin-converting enzyme 1-like. The record is from RefSeq and is a predicted model, not a curated record. Gene Ontology annotation, molecular function: metalloendopeptidase activity. The coding region runs from base 116 to 2353 and encodes 745 amino acids. Lineage: Eukaryota; Metazoa; Arthropoda; Arachnida; Ixodida; Argasidae. The transcript is spliced from 2 exons. Gene Ontology annotation, cellular component: plasma membrane. Gene Ontology annotation, biological process: protein processing.
GCCAUUCUCCUUGGGACGAAGAAGAAGGAGCGUCCACGAGACAAGCGUGGGACGAAGAAGAAGAAGAAGAAGAAGCGUGCCUACACGGGGCAGACGACGAAGGCGGUCUAAAGGAAUGGUGGAUUCCGGAGCGUUUGAUGUCUUCCAGGAACCAACAGUGACCGCCAGUGACACGUCCACAAAAGAGCGAACGGAACCUUCCCACCUUGACUGCAGCAAAACCGGUAUUGUAGUGGUAUUGUGCAUUGUCAUUGUUCUGGCCUUGGCCCUGGCAGCACUCAUCCUGGUUUUCACGAGAAACGCGGAACAAUCGACGCCGGGGGAAGCUGGGAUGGAGCCGACUCGCAAGUCCAUCACGCUUCCGAAACUCCGUCCGGGGUCUUCUGAAUACGUUACUGACGAUUACACAGACUACGACGUACCCGAGACGACUCGACAGGAACCGGCAGAAGGAACCACGCCCCUGAAAGAGUCGGGAAAGGUCUGCGACACCGAUGAUUGUGGGUUCAUCCGCGAGUACAUCGGGGCUCUGCUAGACACGGACGAAGACCCGUGUGGCAACUUCUUCUCGUUCGUCUGUGGAAAAGCUGACCGGCUGAGAGAGACCGGCAUGUACAUUGAUCCUGCUGCUACCGAAAUUAUGGGUGAACUAAACCUGACGAGAGCCAUACUAAAAAGUCUACGGACGGAAAAAAUCCCCAGAAACGGAAAAACUGCAUUUCAGCAAGCCGCAGCGCUCUACCAGCACUGCGAGGAUGAUGACAGCGAAACAUCCGCGAGAGUCAUCAGAGAUUUCUUAGCCGAACACCAUAUGGAUCUAGCAGGAAGCCUGUCAUUCGACCCCAUAGAUAUCACGGUCAAAUUUAUAUUUGAGAUUGACAUUUGUCCUAUUUUUUGCAUGAACUACUUUGGUUCGCAGGGUAGAAAUUAUUUCGAGCUGGAGUUCGCAAACGUAGCAUUAGUUACAAACGAAGACUACGUCAAUGAUACUCUUUCUUCUGUGUAUUCCGCAAAGCUACCUCCUAUCGCGGAAAACAUCACGGAGGCAACCCACAAUAUAUUUCUUCUCCCGACGCCAUAUGAUCAGAAAGAGGAGGACCGAGUGUUUGAAUUGUGGAGAAUAGGAUUAGAAAAUGAAGACGAGGCCCUUUCCAAAGUGUGGACUGAAGCUCUCCAGCGGUACACGACAUCUAGAGCGUUACAAAACUUGACCAUACAUAUGUCACCAUAUAGCUUUAUUUAUUUUCACAGCUUUUUUGGUGCGCGAAGGAGCCUUUCCGCAGAUGACAUCAUGUUAUUUUACGCCUGGAAUACUUUGCUGUUCCUCCACCGAAUUUCGGUGGGUCCAGAAAAGGCGUGCGAUGAAAUCAUUGUCCAGUACAUGCCGAACGCGGCUGGUUCUGCUGUAGUCUCCCACUUACUUGAAAGGACGAGGAUGAAAGGCGUUAUAGAAAUGAUCCAAGAAAUCAUCAGUGAAGUCGAGAAGUCAUUAAGAACCACAUUGUUGCUGGACGAAGAAACACGCGCUGGGGCCUUGAAGAAGUUAUCGAUGCUCGAGAUUAGAACGGGAUUGGCCCCAAAACUGAAUACAUCAGAGAAACUCAACAAGUUUUACGAAAAUCUUCCAGACUUAAACGGCCCUUACCUCUGGGACGUCCUAAACGUUAGCGCAUACAGGAACCAAAAGCGCUGGAAGCAUGCAUUGAAUGGUUUCCAUGAGUUCUACGUAGGAUGGGAAACCGACACCAGUCGUCCAUACACCAGCAAUGCGUUCUAUAGACCUCUGUUGAACCAUGUUACAUUCCUUGUUCCCAUGAUGUUGAAGCCGAACUUCAACUUGGGGGCCCCUCCUGAAAUAAACUAUGGUGCGCUGGGAUCUACAGUGAUUCAUGAGAUAAUGCACGGAUUCGACACAUAUGGCCGUCAGUACGAUCUCAACGGGACAAAAACACCGUGGUUCACCAAAAAGAGCAAUAAGACGUUCCAAAAGUGGGAGCUUUGUUACGUGAAACACAUCGAGAACGCUCCGAAAGCAAGAGGUUAUUCUAGGACUCCAUUGGAAUAUCAAGCAGAUGCCCUCGGCAUGAACAGUCUUCUAAAGGCGUACCAGAAGGCCGCAAAGAGGUCCAGUGUUUACCUGGGCAACGUGAAAGGUUUCACGAGGGAUCAGCUCUUCUAUAUUGCCAAGUGUCUGAUUUGGUGCGAGUAUGACUACACAGUUCUAACCCGGGGACUUCCUUCAUGGGAUGAAAGAUGCAACGUGCCUCUCAUGAACUCUGAGCACUUCAGCAAAACAUUUGCUUGCCGGGAGGACUCGCCCAUGAAUCCACCCGAAAAGUGUCCCUUCUGGUAGACAUUAAUUGCGUAGAGUUAAUUCUGGUACACUAUUGUGGUGUUUUCAUCGGCAUGGCGUUACAACGUAGUCUAUUAACACGUAUUGGCGGUUCACCGGGUCGACAUGUACCAGAUUUUGAUUAAGUGACCAGUGAUUAAACAUGGGAUAACAUGACGCA